Molecule: messenger RNA, 1773 nt
Organism: Yarrowia lipolytica CLIB122
Lineage: Eukaryota; Fungi; Ascomycota; Dipodascomycetes; Dipodascales
Biological process (GO): protein adenylylation
Cellular component (GO): mitochondrion
Molecular function (GO): AMPylase activity
Source: RefSeq, a predicted model, not a curated record
AUGUUAACGACGCUCAAAAACAUCAAAAAGACGUCGUCAUUCACCGCGCGAAUGGCCCCGGACGCUCUAUUCCCCACGCUCCAGAGCGUCAAAGAGGCACCCGAAGAAUUGCUCAGAAAAGAUCGAUACCUGAAAUCCGGCAACUUCACUUGGGUGUACCCUGAGCAACGCCCCGAAUACAAGAUGCUGGCCGUCUCACCACCCGCAGUGCACGACAUUGGCCUGGAGGCCGCGGAGGCUACGUCAGACUACUUCAAGGACAUUGUGAUGGGCAAGAAGUACGUGGAAGACCCGUUCCCGUACGCCCAGGCUUACGCCGGGUGGCAAUUCGGCGAAUGGGCCGGCCAAUUGGGUGAUGGACGAGCCCUGUCAUUGUUUGAGACCCACAACCCAGUCACAGGCAAGCGCUAUGAACUGCAGCUAAAGGGAUCGGGUCUAACUCCAUACUCCCGAUUCGCAGACGGAAAGGCUGUUCUACGAUCUUCCAUUCGAGAGUUUUUAGGAUCAGAGUACGUCAACGCCCUGGGAAUCCCCACAACUAGAGCUCUGUCACUGGCCGAGCUGCCUGGCACGACUGCCCGAAGAGGACGAGGUAAGGAACCCUGUGCAGUGAUUUGUCGGUUUGCCGAGUCGUGGGUCCGAGUCGGUACCUUUGACCUGCUCCGAAACCGAGGCGACCGACCAGGUGUAAAACAAUUGGCUGACUACGUGGUCGAUGACGUUUUUGGUGGCGAAGACAAGCUGCUGAACAAUGAUCACACUAGAGACGCCAUUGCCAAGUCUGCCAUUCCUUACAAACACAACAACCGCUACGUCAAGCUCUACCGUGAAAUUGUUACUCGAAACGCGUACAUGUGUGCUCUAUGGCAAGUCUUUGGCUACCUGAACGGUGUUGUGAACUCAGACAACACGUCAGUCUACGGCCUGACAAUUGACUACGGCCCAUAUGCGUUCAUGGAUGCGUUUGACCCCAACUACACGCCUAACCAUGACGACGGCCUACUUCGGUACUCAUACAAGAAUGUUCCCACUGCCGUCUGGUGGAACAUGGUGCGUCUCGGAGAAGAUCUGGCGGAGCUGCUGGGUGUGGCUGAGGGCACCGAUCUCGAGAACCUCACAAAGUCGGAGAAGAACGAGCUUCUGGACACUGCCGAGGCUGUUAUAACCUCGGCCGGUGAAGAGUACAAGGCUGUGUUCCUGUACACAUACAAGAAGUUUAUCUCCAAGCGGUAUGGGCUUCUGGAGCAGCGUGACUCCGACUUUGAUGAGCUCAUGACCCCUACCCUGAAUAUGCUCGAGGAUUCUGCUCUGGACUACCAUCGAUUCUUCCGACUAUUGGGCGACCUGCCUUUCUUCACAGGUGAGAACGCCUCCAAGUCCGAGCCAGCCGACUUUGCUCCCGACGUGGAGCAGUUCAUCAGCCCUGAAAAGAACAUCAAUGCUAUCAAGACUCCAUCUCAGACUCGAACUGAGCUAUCACAGUUCCUAGCCGACUUCAAGAAGCGUCUUGCGGCUGAAAACAACACGGACGAUGCUGCACGAAAGGUGCGGUCACGUGAGAUUAACCCAAAGUUUGUUCUUCGUUCGUGGGUGAUGCAGGAGGUAGUUGAGGAUGCUCACAAGGGCGACUACGACAAGCUGGAGCGGGUGCUGAACAUGGCAUUGCAUCCUUUCCAGGAGACCUGGGACGAGGACUGGGAUGACGAGGAGGCCCGGUUCUGCGGCCAUGUUCCCAAGUACUGUGAUUCCAUUCAGCAGACUUGCAGUAGUUAG